Seriola dumerili (greater amberjack) is the source of this 1375-nucleotide messenger RNA. Its product is annotated as C-X-C chemokine receptor type 4-like. Gene Ontology annotation, biological process: G protein-coupled receptor signaling pathway; brain development; immune response. The record is from RefSeq and is a predicted model, not a curated record. The transcript has 4 exons. Gene Ontology annotation, cellular component: membrane. Gene Ontology annotation, molecular function: G protein-coupled receptor activity. NCBI's taxonomy places the organism in Eukaryota, Metazoa, Chordata, Actinopteri, Carangiformes, Carangidae. Bases 51 to 1160 code for a protein of 369 amino acids.
CUGGACAGAAGUCUUCACUCCGCUGAGAAAGGAGAGGGACUGUCUCCAUCAUGUCGUACUAUGAGCACAUCAACGUGGACUUCGACUUAAAUGACACAGGUUCAGGUUCUGGUUCUGGCUCUGGUGAGCUAGGGGUGGAUCUGGAGGAGCCAUGUGAGGUGGAACAUGUGAUGACCACUGAGCUUCAGCGGGUCUUCUUGCCGGUGGUCUACGCUCUCAUCUUCAUCCUGGGCAUCACCGGGAACGGCCUGGUCGUCAUCGUGCUGGGCUGCCAGCGCAGGUCAAAAUGCAGCCUCACAGACCGGUACCGCCUUCAUCUCUCAGCUGCCGAUCUCCUCUUUGUACUGGUGCUGCCCUUCUGGGCCGUGGACUCGACCCUGGCUGACUGGUGCUUUGGAGCGGCCACCUGCGUCGGUGUUCAUGUUAUUUACACAGUCAACCUGUACGGCAGCGUGCUCAUCCUGGCAUUCAUCAGCCUGGACCGCUACCUGGCAGUGGUCCGAGCCACAGACACAAACACCGGCGGGCUGAGGCAGCUGCUGGCACACAGACUGGUGUAUGUAGGUGCCUGGUUGCCUGCUGCUCUGCUGGCAGUGCCGGACUUGAUAUUUGCCAGGACCCAGGAGGGAGGAGAGGGGGCCACCCUGUGCCAGCGAUUCUACCCAGCAGACAAUGCUCCUCUCUGGGUUGCAGUCUUCCACCUCCAGCUGGUCGUGGUGGGUCUGGUGAUCCCAGGCUUGGUCCUGCUGGUGUGUUACUGCGUCAUCGUCACCAGGCUGACCCGGGGCCCACUGGGGGGCCAGAGGCAGAAGCGACGGGCGGUCAGGACCACCAUCGCGUUGGUGCUCUGCUUCUUCUUGUGCUGGCUGCCCUACGGAGCGGGCAUCUCUGUGGACGCUCUGCUGCGCCUGGAGGUCCUGCCCCGCAGCUGCAGCCUGGAGGCUGUUCUAGGUGUGUGGCUGGCGGUGUCUGAGCCCAUGGCGUUCGCACACUGCUGCCUGAACCCGCUGCUGUACGCCUUCCUGGGGGCCGGGUUCAAGAGUUCGGCCCGCAGAGCCCUCACCCUGAGCCGGGCCUCCAGUUUGAAGAUUUUACCACGAAGACGAGCUGGGGCCUCCACGACCACAGAGUCCGAAUCCUCUAGUUUACAUUCCAGCUAGUGCUGGCCCGUGCUGUUAACUGUGUGUGUGUGUGUGUGUGUGUGUGUGUGUGUGUGUGUGUGUGUAUUGUAUAUACUGUAUAUAUUGUAUGUGUGUGUUUGUGUGAGGAAGUUUACACAAAGUAUCUGAGAAAGUAAGGAGCAGUCUGCUGGUCCAUGACUGGUCUUUUCUCUCUAAAUUUUAACAAUUUUAACAUGUUUUCAGUGUUGCUGUUC